GUGACGGCAUGAGGUCUACGAUUUGUGUACUUCUUUGGUUCGGAGCCAUUGCAGCGAUUGAAGGGAAUCACACGCAUCUGCUGGAGACUUCUCUGGAGGACCGGCUUUUGUCCCGGAAGGUGCGGGGUUUGGUUUUUCCGGACAAGGCUUCUGUUCUGCUCACCGCCGCCUUAACCAAGCUCAUUUUGGGCGGUCGACCUAGUGGCCUUCAGUAUAGUCUGGAGUUUGAUAUGUACGUUCCCGUUCCGGACACCAUUGAGGGCUGGCAGCCGAAGAUCUUGAAGAGGCCCAAGCCUACUCCAAAACGUCGCUAUGAUUGGUCAUAUUACAAAAGACCAGCAAGCUACUAUCCAUACUACUCGGGACCGUAUCCAAACUCGUUCUACAAAAGUUAUAGACCUGCAAUGAAUAGGGGUUCCUUCUAUCAAACCAAUAACAGUCCUGCUAUAAGUAGAAAUACAUUCUACCAAACCUCCUUCAAUCGAAAGAACUUGUUUCAACCUAAUAAAGACAUCUAUAAAACGAGUUCUGCCUUAAAUAGGGAUUCAUUUUAUCAAAGCCCAUGGUCUUUAUCUUCAACUGGCAAUCGAAGGAACUUCUAUCAACCCGAAGAAGAGGUCUAUGAAUCCUGGUCCCAAGUGCCCAGCUGGAAGUUAAAUCGAGGAUAUAGGGAGCGCCGAGAAAUCUUUGAUCAAUUCGAGGCCAUGGGAAAAGUUUUCCAGAUAGAUCUAAGGUCUUGUAUAAAAAGAGCAAUGUGUGAGCUUAGAGCGAAGUUAAAUUCAGGCCAUGAUCAGGGAUUUCUCAUGGAGGAUCUAAUGCGAAUUGUACUCACAGUGCCUGAUGAGGUGGCCGACGAUAAGUACCGACAUCGCAUGGAUGUCCAGGAUUGUGCCCGCUUCUACUCCCCGAGUUGUCCUUAUAAAGUUUUGGAUUUCCUUACCCAGAGUGCCACAAAAAUGUGAACUUAGUAAACUGAGAAGUGAA
This is a messenger RNA of Drosophila ficusphila, 984 nucleotides long. RefSeq lists its product as uncharacterized. The transcript has 6 exons. Bases 9 to 962 code for a protein of 317 amino acids. Lineage: Eukaryota; Metazoa; Arthropoda; Insecta; Diptera; Drosophilidae. The record is from RefSeq and is a predicted model, not a curated record.